Molecule: messenger RNA, 735 nt
Organism: Dioscorea cayenensis subsp. rotundata (Guinea yam)
Lineage: Eukaryota; Viridiplantae; Streptophyta; Magnoliopsida; Dioscoreales; Dioscoreaceae
Product: cysteine-rich repeat secretory protein 38-like
Exons: 1
Coding region: 1-735 (244 amino acids)
Source: RefSeq, a predicted model, not a curated record
AUGGUUCUUCUUCUUCCCAACAAAUCCUUAAGCUUCGCCAUCUUGUGUCUCCUCCUUGUUCACCAUGUCAACACCGGAAUCCUGAGUUUCUCUAAAAUCACAACCAACUGCACCGGCGGCAACUACAUAGACAGCAGCAUCUUCUCCACCAACCUCAACUCCCUCCUCUCCACUUUCAAUUCCAAGUCCUCAUACUCCAACUAUACAUAUCAAACCUCAGGGACUGUCUAUGGCCUCUUCUUCUACACUGGUGACCUCUCACAAGACAACUGCCAGGCCUGCAUCCAAUCAGCCAUUAAAAACAUCUCUGAGAAAUGCCCAAGCUCAAAACAAGCCAUCAUAUGGUAUGACUACUGCGAACUACGUUACUUUGACACCAACUUCUUUGGAUUCCCAGAUACCAAUGGCUUCCCCAUGAUCAAUCCUUAUGAGAACACCAGUUCAUCAAGGCCAAUUGAGGUGAUGUCCCAGUUGGUCAAAGAGGCCCCAUCCCAACAACCCGUUAUGUUCUCUUACAGAGGAUUCCCCCCUGAAAGCUUGUAUGCUCUGGCACAGUGUUCAUCAUACUUAACCACAGAAGGAUGCAGUUGUUGCUUGACUACUAUCUUGGCAAACAUUAAAGCUUGUUGUACAAUGAGAAAGGGAUGGAGAUAUCUGGCUACUAGCUGUUGGAUACGGUAUGAAGCCACUUCUUUUCUUCAGAACCUUCAGGGAACAUAUAUAGAGCUCACUUAG